AUGCUAGAUAUAAAAGAGGAGAAUAUCUUGCGCGGUUUAGCCGAUUCAUCUAUCGUGGAACAACUAGACGCGGAAGAAAUCGCAGAACUGAGCUUUUAUAAAAGCAUCAACGGGUACAAUAUCUACAGAAGCGCAAAUUUUGGUAUUCCAAAGAGGUUUGGCCGGUCAAUCCUGUGUGACUUCUCUCUCGCUCGAAACGGACAGGUUGAGCACUGUCAUGACAUCCAGCCGGAUCCUUACCGGGCUCCAGAAGUCCUUCUAGAGAUGCCAUGGGGCUAUCCUGUGGAUAUAUGGAACGUCGGGGUUAUGAUUUGGGAUAUGUUUGAGAAUAGACGUAUGUUCGAUGGGCUGGACCCAGAGACUGGCAAGUAUGAGAACCGCUUCCAACUUGCCAGCAUUGUUGGUCUUUUGGGACCUCCACCCCCCGAGUUCCUCCAGCGAGGCGAAUACAGCUCCGUUUACUUCGAUGAUAAAGGGAACUGGAAGUGUGUGAAUCCUGUCCUACUAGUGUUUUGGGAGGAUUGUGAGAGAAAUCUCCAUGGCUCUAAUAAGAAGGACUUUCUCGACUUCGUCCGCAAAAUGGUUAGAUGGACACCAGAAUCAAGAGCGUCGCCCGAGGAGCUAUUGCAAGAUCCUUGGCUUCUUGGAGAUGUGGAAGAAUAGAG
This is a messenger RNA of Pseudogymnoascus verrucosus, 665 nucleotides long. RefSeq lists its product as uncharacterized. The record is from RefSeq and is a predicted model, not a curated record. The transcript has 3 exons. Gene Ontology annotation, biological process: peptidyl-serine phosphorylation; peptidyl-threonine phosphorylation. Lineage: Eukaryota; Fungi; Ascomycota; Leotiomycetes; Thelebolales; Thelebolaceae. Bases 1 to 663 code for a protein of 220 amino acids. Gene Ontology annotation, molecular function: ATP binding; protein serine/threonine kinase activity.